Messenger RNA from Emericellopsis atlantica, 1617 nucleotides. RefSeq lists its product as uncharacterized. The record is from RefSeq and is a predicted model, not a curated record. The coding region runs from base 161 to 1390 and encodes 409 amino acids. Lineage: Eukaryota; Fungi; Ascomycota; Sordariomycetes; Hypocreales; Bionectriaceae. The transcript is spliced from 5 exons.
CUGUUCCGUCCUCUCGACUUCGUUUGCUCGUCCUCUCUCCAAUUGACUUGAUGCUGCCCCUGCGGUUCUUGACGAACUGGGUGCAUGUGAGCUGCAAUCAACAACUUGACCCUGACUGAAUUGGGGGCUGUUUCUGUUUUGUUGCUUUUGUUGACCUCGCAUGGCCAAGAUGGAGUCCAGGCAGACCGACCUCUGGGUCGUGCUGUUUGUCACCUUUGCCGCUGCCGUCACCAUCACAAUACUCCGUCUGCUGAGUCGAAGACUCAAGAGGAUCUCUCUCUCGUGGGAUGAUUACUUUGCACUCUGCGGUUUUGCCAUUUCCGUUGGUUGGGUCAUCAUCAUUCCCUACUGGGUCAACCACGGCCUCGGACUUCACAUUGACGAUGUCAUGGCUAUGCGGGGAAUAACGCAGGGAGAGGCAUUGUUCCAAUCAAAAUUACUGCUCUUCAUCGCCGAGCUUUUCUACGCCUUCGGCCUGUUCUUCGCCAAGGUGUCCAUCUUGAGCCUGUAUUGGCGCAUGUUCAACGUCACGAAUAUCCGACUUCCGAUCCAAAUUCUAUUCGGAUGUUCCUUUGUUUGGAUUACCUUUCGAAUCUUUAUGGGCAUCUUUCACUGCGUUCCUGUCCAGGCAUUCUGGGAUUCCAGUGCCGGCGGGUACUGUGCCAUUGAGGACAAGAAGUUCUUCUUUGGCACCACUCUUGUCCACGCCGCCAUUGACAUUGCCAUUUUGAUCUUGCCCAUGUGGCAGAUUUCACAGCUACAGCUACCCUUGAUGCAAAAGGCUGGCAUCAUGGUCAUGUUUACUUUUGGCUUUUUCAUUUGUGCGGCCGGUAUCAGGUUGAUUGUAGCCGCCAGAGUGUUCGACGACCAUUCACCGGAUCUGACGUGGAAUAUCUGCGACAUUGUGAUUUGGGCGACAGUCGAGGUCAACCUGAUCAAUGUCUCUGGUAGGUUUCCCACCUCGUUCCUCGCUCAAGUCCCGUGGGGAUGGCUAACACUCUCUCUAGCUUCUCUUCCUACAAUUCGACCGGCCUGUACAUUCAUCUUCACCUGCACACACCCACGGACACGGACGCAAGCCAGCUCAGGCAGCUACCCAACUACGGACCCUCGAAGCCGAACCAAGCACUCCAUCCGCCUCGACCCCAUGACCAAGUCAUCGCCCAACGAUGAAUCCAGCUCGACACACCAGCUUGCCGACUCGGACGAUGGCGGUGGUCGCGGCUCCGUGUCCGACUUUGAAAGUCACGCCAUCGAUCGACUGCGACCAACCGGCCAUAAGUACACUUCAACCGUGACGGGACAAAGUGGCAUGGGAGGUGAUUCCCGAUCAAACCUGGAUGGCAUUCUUGUCAAGAAUGAGACCACGGUGCAUGUUUCCCAGCACUGAUCAAACGGAUUGAAGCCAGGCGCAGGCCAAUGGUGGAAGACGACGUAUGUACCUUGUGAAAUUAAUAAUCAAUAGAAGGAGUCAAAGGGACUCGAAUAGUAGCAAUUACAUGUACUUUACCUGACUACUAAUAAUAGCAGUGCGACGUUGGCGACGGACGUUAGUGUCUUGGCCUUUGCAUACAACCUCGCUAGCAGCUAACCUUAGCGAUUGAACUCGACCCCUAC